AUGGAUAUCCUCUCACGUCUCUCUGUGAAAUCCUUGAUGCGGUUCAAGUUGGUGUGCAAAUCAUUCAACUCUCUCAUCUCCAGCACCUACUUUGUGAAGCUACACCUUCGCCAAUCCUCGGCUCCAAACGCCAACCCACUUGUAAUAUUCUUCCCUCCAUAUAACGACGCCGAUCACAUCUCAUCUUUGCAUGUCAAAUCCUUUCUCAAAACCCCUCCUCCAACCGUUGCUGAAGAAGUGCAGUUCUUACGCUCCAAUUGGAAAGACAGAUACUUGACAAUAGGUUCCUGUGAUGGGUUGGUGUGCAUGAUUGGAACCCAAGACACAUCUGAUGAACAGCAACUUUUUUGGGUUUGUUUCUGGAAUCCCGCCAUGAAGUCAACAUCUCAAAAGAUGUUCCAAGCCAUGAAGUCAACAUCUCAAAUGUUCCAAGCCAUGAAGUCAACAUCUCAAAAGAUGUUCCAAACCAUGCCGCCUAACGAUGAUGAGUUAUCCUAUCUCUUUGUCUAUUGCGGGUUUGGCUAUGAUUACGUGAGUGACACUUACAAGGUGUUAGUCCUAAUGAGAAACCAGUAUGCGAUGGUUUUUAAUAUGGGUGGCAAUAGUUGGAGAUGUGUUGGAUGUUUCCCACCUGAUCUUACCCCUAUAGAGGAGGGUAAGAACAUAUUUGGAGUUCACUUGAAUGGGACUCUUAAUUGGAUAGUCAUUAAUAAAAUUAAUGAGAACAAUUAUGUGGGAAACAAUGAGUGGGUGGAUUUUGAUUCUGAGUGGGACAAUUUUGAGUGGGACAAUGGCUCAUGCAUGAUUCUUUCUUUUGAUUUGAAUAAGGAGGAGUUUGUGAGGUUGGUGUUGCCUGAUACGCCCCAUAAGUUCCGUUCUCCACAUCUGGGGGUUUUGGAUGAAUGCCUCUGCGUUUCUCACAAUGACGGAGAAAAUUUUGUAAUUUGGCAGAUGAAGAAGUUUGGAAUUCAUGAGUCUUGGACUAAAUUGCUCAGCAUUAGUAAUGAUAAAGAUCUUGAACCUCGUGACUUCCCGAUACCCUUUUUCUUUCCUAUCUAUAGGUUCGACAAGGGUGAUUUCCUCAUCUUGCCAGAAGAUUUCCUCUACAACCCCAGAACUAAAAGAUUGAGUCCUCUUGAAACAACUUACCGCGUAUUUAAAUCAUGUGCCACGAUUUGCUGUGAAAGCUUAAUUUCACCUUAUUAA
Lotus japonicus is the source of this 1206-nucleotide messenger RNA. Its product is annotated as F-box/kelch-repeat protein At3g23880-like. Gene Ontology annotation, molecular function: protein binding. The coding region runs from base 1 to 1206 and encodes 401 amino acids. The transcript has a single exon. Lineage: Eukaryota; Viridiplantae; Streptophyta; Magnoliopsida; Fabales; Fabaceae. The record is from RefSeq and is a predicted model, not a curated record.